UCGCUGUUCAGUUUAUGUUGAAACUAUUAACCGGAAGUAGCCGUUUUCGUUAACGGUAGCUUGAGUGAAGCCCCUGAACAGCUCUGAACGCGGCGGAGCAGAAGAAGAGAGAGUGGCAGUGAAUGUGUCUGCAGCACGGUUUGGCUGUUUAAAAAAAAAAAACGAAGAAAAAAAAAAAAAAAACUAGGGCUGAAGAAGAGAGGACAGGACCGCGGUGCAGUUCCAGACGACCUCGGCACACCCCGGACUAUGCUAACACCCACACUCGGGCUAACGGUGCGCUGCUUUCACGACACGCGCGGCUUAUUAUUGCACAUCUGUAGAUCAUAAUGAAGGUAUUUCUUCACGGCGGCUCCUUCUCCGAGGUUUAGUCGAGACUCGGGGGGGGGGGGGGGUGACACUACAUAUGAACGUGUCGCUUUUAGACCUCUCUGUCAAAGAAAACACUGAAGGGGACGCAGCCGUGUAACGUUCAAAUCCUACCCGGAGAGCAGCGGUCAUCCAAGCCACGUCUUUAUCACCCGGACAGUUUCAACGCUUCUGCUAAGUGGAGGGGAAAAGCAGCGUUGUCCUUCAUUCGUCUCGUCUUCUUACAUGCUUUUGUCUUUCUGAAGCUUCAUCGCCGAGCCUUUCUGUGGGCAUUUUGCAUUCUCUCCCCCCCCCCCCUCCCUGUUAAAGGAUGCCGGAUCAAAUAUCGGUGUCCGAGUUUCUCUCGGAGACAACAGAGGAUUACAAUUCCCCGACCACGUCCAGCUUCACCACCCGCAUGCAGAGCUGCAGGAACACCGUGAACGUGCUGGAGGAGGCGCUGGACCAGGAUCGAACGUCUCUGCAGAAAGUGAAGAAAUCCGUGAAGGCAAUCUAUAGUUCAGGUCAAGAUCAUGUUCAAAAUGAAGAAAACUACGCCCAAGCUCUGGAUAAAUUUGGUAGCAACUUUAUCAGCCGGGACAACCCUGACCUGGGAACAGCCUUCGUCAAGUUCUCCUCCCUCACCAAGGAGCUGUCUGCUCUUCUGAAGAACCUGCUCCAGAGCCUCAGCCACAACGUGAUCUUCACCCUGGACUCGCUGCUGAAGGGAGAUUUGAAAGGCGUGAAAGGGGACAUAAAGAAGCCUUUUGACAAAGCAUGGAAGGACUACGAAGCCAAGUUUACAAAGAUAGAGAAGGAGAAGCGAGAGCACGCCAAGCAGCACGGGAUGAUCCGUACUGAAAUCACUGGGGCUGAGAUCGCCGAGGAGAUGGAGAAGGAACGACGCUUGUUUCAACUCCAGAUGUGCGAGUAUCUGAUCAAAGUAAAUGAGAUCAAGACCAAGAAAGGAGUAGACCUCCUGCAGAACCUGAUUAAGUAUUACCACGCACAGUGCAAUUUCUUCCAAGAUGGCUUGAAGACAGCAGAUAAGCUGAAGCAGUACAUUGAGAAGCUGGCAGCUGACCUCUACAAUAUUAAACAAACUCAGGAUGAGGAGAAAAAGCAGCUGACUGCUUUGCGAGAUUUGAUCAAGUCCUCCCUCCAGCUGGACCAGAAGGAGUCUAGAAGAGACUCGCAGAGUAAGCAGGGUGGCUACAGUAUGCACCAGCUGCAAGGAAACAAAGAGUUUGGAAGUGAGAAGAAAGGCUACCUUCUGAAAAAGAGUGAUGGGCUGAGGAAGGUGUGGCAGAGGAGACAGUGCUCAGUGAAGGGAGGGAUCCUCACCAUCUCUCAUGCCACAUCCAACCGGCAGCCGGUGAAACUCAACUUGCUCACCUGCCAGGUGAAGCCAAGUGGCGAGGACAGAAAAUGCUUCGAUCUUAUUUCUCAUAACCGGACUUAUCACUUCCAGGCUGAAGAUGAACAAGAGUUUGUCGCAUGGAUCUCAGUGUUGACCAACAGCAAGGAGGAGGCUUUAAACAUGGCGUUUCGUGGCGAGCCGAGCAGCGGCGGGGAGGAUGGAUUAGAGGACUUGACUAAAGCCAUCAUAGAAGACGUGCUGCACAUGCCGGGCAAUGAAGUCUGCUGCGACUGCGGAGUGGCAGACCCUAAGUGGUUGUCCACCAACCUGGGGAUCCUCACCUGCAUCGAAUGCUCCGGCAUUCACAGAGAAAUGGGAGUUCACAUUUCACGUAUCCAGUCUAUGGAGCUUGACAAGUUAGGAACCUCAGAACUCUUGCUGGCCAAGAACAUAGGAAACAGUAGUUUCAAUGAAAUCAUGGAGGCGAACCUUUCCUCCCCUUCACCAAAGCCCAAUCCCUCCAGUGAUAUGACGGUGAGGAAGGAGUUCAUCAACGCUAAGUAUGUGGACCACAAGUAUGCGAAGAAGACGUGCACGUCUGCGGCUGCUAAGAUGAUCGAGCUGUUCGAGGCAGUCCAGUCCCGAGACCUGCUGGCUCUGGUUCAGGUCUACGCAGAGGGGGUGGAGCUUAUGGAGCCACUCCCUGAAACCGGACCGGAAGCCGGGGAGACAGCACUACACUACGCAGUACGGACAGCUGACCAGACCUCACUGCAUUUGGUGGACUUCCUUGUCCAGAACAGUGGUAACUUGGAUAAGCAGACGGAGUGGGGGAACACCGCCCUGCAUUACUGCUGCAUGUACGAAAAGCCUGAGUGCCUCAAGUUACUCUUGAGGGGCAAACCGGCCACCGACAUCACCAAUCAGAACGGAGAGACGGCUCUGGAUGUUGCCAGGCGACUGAGGAACAGUCAGUGUGAGGAGGCACUUGUGCAGGCUGCAGAGGGGAAGUUCAACCCUCACAUCCACGUGGAGUACGAGUGGAGCCUCAGACUGGAGGAGAUGGACGAGAGCGAUGACGACCUGGAUGAUAAGCCCAGUCCCAUCAAGAAGGACCGCUCCCCGAGGCCUCAGAGCUUCUGCCACUCCUCCAGCCUCUCCCCCCACGACAAGCUCUCCCUGCCGGGCUUCAUCAGCCAGCGAGACAAGCAGCAGCGGCUCUCCUACAGCGCCUUUACCAACCAGAUUUACAGUGCCUCCACCGACCUCAGCUCCUCCCCUGUGGCUGACGGGCCGCCGCUUCCACCCAGGAACCAGGGCAAAGCUCCACACUUGGCAUUCCUUGGCUCUCAUUCGCACUACGCCACUCUGGCUGGCACUCGACCAUACAUCACUCCUCCCCCAUCCGGCCCUCCCUCCACACUCACACCAGGAGUCAGCUCCACCCUGUCCAAGAAGAGACCUCCGCCCCCUCCUCCUGGACACAAACGCACCCUGUCUGACCCACCCAGCUCGCUCUCUCACAGCCCGCACAGUAAAGGGGGCUUAACCGGGGGAAGUGACUCUACCCCUCCUCCAGCCACUAAGAUGUCUCCUGUUUCCAACAAGUUUGAAGGCAUUCCUCAGCAGCAAAGCACUACUUCAAGCAACACGAAGUCUACACUUGGUCCAAGAGUUCUUCCCAAACUACCUCAGAAAGUGGCACUGCGCAAGAUCGACACCAUUCACCACCCGUCUGUGGAUAAGCCCAGCCUUCCUCCAGAGGUCUUCCAGAAGUCCCCCCCGCCAACUGAAACCACUCAUAAGACUCCUCUGGCAGACAGGCCUCAGCUGGGCGAUCUGCCCCCCAAACCGCAGGUGUCUGAACUCCCCCCAAAACCUGGAGAGCUCCCCCCGAAGCCGCAGCUCUCCGACCUCCCUCCAAAACCUCAACUGGGAGACCUUCCACCAAAACCGCAGCUCAAAGAUCUCCCUCCCAAACCUCAUCUCGCUGACAUCCCCCCUAAACCAGGAACAGUGGAGUCCACCCCCAGGCCACCUCCUGCAGAUUCAUCUCAGAGGCCUCAAACACAGCCUCCACCUCCUCCGCCUCAAGCUCAGCCUCAGCCUCAAGACUCGCCGUCACCUAAUCAACCUCCCACUAUAGUGACUCCAACUACACAGCAACCAGUCGAGGACACCAACGGGACCCCCCCAGGCACCACUGAGACUCCAGUGCCCCUACCAAGAAAGAUCAACACUGGGAAGAAUAAAACCCGUCGGGUGAAGACGAUCUACGACUGCCAGGCCGACAACGACGACGAGCUUACAUUUGUCGAAGGAGAGGUGAUCAUAGUUACAGGGGAGGAGGACCAGGAGUGGUGGAUUGGACACAUUGAAGGAGAUCCGGACAGAAAAGGGGUAUUCCCCAUGUCUUUUGUGCACAUCUUAAGUGACUGACAGCCAGGCUGACUUGCACUAUCUCUCUAAAUUGGGAGUUCAUGUAAAUACCUAUCAAACGGCAACACCCCUGGUCACACGACAGGUGAAAAAGAAGAAAAAAA
Nematolebias whitei (Rio pearlfish) is the source of this 4251-nucleotide messenger RNA. RefSeq names its product ArfGAP with SH3 domain, ankyrin repeat and PH domain 1b (gene asap1b). The record is from RefSeq and is a predicted model, not a curated record. The coding region runs from base 680 to 4147 and encodes 1155 amino acids. NCBI's taxonomy places the organism in Eukaryota, Metazoa, Chordata, Actinopteri, Cyprinodontiformes, Rivulidae. Gene Ontology annotation, biological process: positive regulation of GTPase activity. Gene Ontology annotation, cellular component: cytoplasm. Gene Ontology annotation, molecular function: protein binding; GTPase activator activity. The transcript has 30 exons.